Sycon ciliatum is the source of this 2724-nucleotide messenger RNA. RefSeq lists its product as uncharacterized. The coding region runs from base 1483 to 2253 and encodes 256 amino acids. The record is from RefSeq and is a predicted model, not a curated record. The transcript is spliced from 6 exons. Gene Ontology annotation, molecular function: protein binding. NCBI's taxonomy places the organism in Eukaryota, Metazoa, Porifera, Calcarea, Leucosolenida, Sycettidae.
CAUAUUUUAUUGGUUUGAGGGAAAGAUGCAAACGGGGAUCAGUACUUCAGUAUUUGUAAGAACACCUCGCAAUCUAGAGGAAGUUAGUUUGCCUUUGUACAUGGGUGUACCCGUACACGUGCACAACGGAAUUCAUUUUUCCUGCGCACAUUGCAUGAUCGAUCCGCUCACUCUGUGUACUGAAUCUCAAAGACACAGACCAUAGUGCUAGUGCUAGUGUGUAGCAGAAUAUGCAACCGCAUGAGAGCAAGAAGUGGUACACAGUACUCGUGUAAGGGGCAUUAUGGCGCACCGCCAUGCGUUCAGCCUGCGCGGAACGUUCGCGCAGUUCCGUGCAGGAAGAAGAACGGCGCUGAGCUGACGGUGACGGGACGCGAGUGUUGACACUGCCUGGCGCCAAGAGCAAUUCAAAUCGUGCGCGUGGUGCCAGCGUUUCUUCAGCGGAUAUUGGUUAGUUGGAAGCAUCUCCACCAUCUCCGCCACUGGGACCAUGAUGGUUUCAUACACAUCUUCUCGUUUCCAAUCAAGCUAGAAUCCAGGGAGAGGGGGAGCGAGCGAGCAAAGAUGUCACCUAUACCUGAUUUAAAAUAUCCUAUCCGCCCGUCUGCAUCUCUACGUGCUGGUACAAGCAUUUCCCCCCAAUCGAUUGCCUGCUUCCAGCAAACGUAGUUUUCGCGUUGAUCGUUAGCUGACUGUGAUCUGAUGUCUCUUUUCACCUAGUGCCAUUUCUCCUCGUAACCGCGAAUAGGCAUAAUCCAUGCAGGCACUUGGGAGAGUAUACAUAUCUUUGCCUAGUCACACCGAGAACGGAUGGGAGCAGAUGAAGAUAGGCAUAAAAGCAAGGAGUGUAGGCGAGCAGACCAGCAUUCAUCCUGCACUGAAAUUCAGAGAUUCUUAGGUACGCUUCAUCUGUCUUUGCUGACAUACCUACUGCCUUAGUGGUUUAGGCGGGGGCCUUCCAUCGCAUACCGUAGCUUGUGUAGUCUUCCCUAUGCCAUUAGCUGUUCAGCUACAGACGCAUGAGUGUUCAGAACUCAUCUUGCUCCUGAGUUUGGCCAAGGCUGGUCAUCCCACCACUGACGCUCUUCGAAGACUGAGGGAGAGUUAAAAGCAGCGUGCAAGACUACACAACCGGAGCCAGUAGAGACGAGGAUAUAGUAUGUGCAUGUGCGUGAAAGGAGCGAUAAUAUCGGCUGUUUGCAACUGAAACGGGAGUACCACGCAGACCAUACCACGUGAGAGUGAGAGACCAGUGCGAGCAGCGAGCUUCUGACAACAUUACCACAGCACAAGCGUCUCUUCUAGCGCUGCUCCAAGCUGCAUUUGCUGCCGAUUCGUCUACAUACAGUGUGACCGAGAACUGGACAAACUCAUUUUGCUAGUGUACCGUCGUCGGCUGGCCUGUUGACAUUUCCUGUUCGUGGUCAGGCGUCGCGUUGCAAAUCUUCCAAGACAACAGAAAUACUGGUGCGGCGGAGGACGAUGACGCGUGUACCUAUGAUGGAGUAUUGUGUGGCGGUGCUUCUUGCAAUGAUGCUAUUCAAACAAACAGACUGCAGCUCAGUAAGCGACCGCACGUUGAGUGGAGGUGAUGGUGGCAGCGAAGGUCGGAAUAUUAAUCAGCUCAUUGACCAGGUCAUCAACACGCUCGACAGCACUCCAUACCAUUCCAGCUCGAAUGUGCAUGUCAGUAACAACAGACAGGGUGAGGAGAGCCCACCAUCCGAUAUCGACACCGUUCAAGAUCGAUGUCCGCACCAAUGCCAACUAGCUAGAAGGCGACGACGGGACCUGAUCGAGCUGCUCAGGCAGAGAGCAUGUAACGGAAAUCUCCACUACGUAUUGGUCGGCGUCGUGACAAACAUCUCUGACCGGUAUUACAAAGUGGACGUUCAAGCAGUGUUCAAGAUUGGACUGAUCUCCAUCAAAACGAAGGGUCUGAAGAUUCUGCGAACGGACAGACUGAACGUAGAUACUGCACCCCUGGAGCCUAGGUGUGCAUGUCCGUCACUGAUCCAGGGCAAGAGAUAUCUGUUGUCUGGGCGCGAGUACCUGAGCGGCCACACGCUAAUGCUGGGCCCCAUGGACGUUGUGAUGAGGUGGAAAGCCAGAUGGCAGCGGACCAUAGAGUCUAACCUGGUGCGCUGCUCUGGCAGUCCCUUGGCACAGAACCUGUUUGGUGGCCGGACUGCACAAUCGGCGCUGGCUGAGACCUCCUCAUUGCUGGCCGAUGAUUCCUGGGAAAAGCGUUAGUCGCUUGGUCGCCGUGCAUCUGCCGUUGUUGAGAUUUGAAUUAUUCACAUUAAUAUUACCAAGACCGAGGGAACAGAUGUCCCCUAAUGGCCCUAUCUCCCCUUUCCAGGCCAGGCUUGAGAUGUUCCUUUAUGAUUUUCUGUCACGCGACUGAUUUACUUUGCUUUGUUGAGUGUACAAAACAUUCCCCCUUACCCCUCCACAACCCCAUCUCUCUCCCUUCCCACUGUCCCCUCCAUCUCCUCCUUCCCUGCGACUUACCGUACGUUCGUUCAUUGACUGAAUGAAAGCAGUCAGCGAUUAUUGAAAAUCUUUUGCUGCAAAUAUUAUUGCCACGCGCCUAAGUAUUGCACAAACACGUGCAUUAUCACGUGACUUAUUCAGUUUAUGAUCAAUUUUAAGUUUAUCUAUGUUGACAGAAAGUCACCCUCAUUCGGAAGCACAGUAAAUGUAUCGUGUGGCCCUGUUGGA